GGAGAUUAUAAUUGUGUAAUGAAAAGUUUGCGAACAGAAGAACAGUUUAAAAAAAAGAAAAUAAUCCAUGGACAUGCAUAGAUUAUAAAAGAGUGUAUGAAAUGAAACUUCUAAAUCAGAUACUGACGUAAUUGCGGUGAGGUGACAAUCAUAUGGUGGAAAACAAGAAAGAAGUAGAAGACACUAUAAAUAAUACUAACAGACUUGCUGCAGUAAAAUGAGUGGGCAAUCAAUAACCAUAAUCCACUUCAAUGAUGUGUACAACAUUGAACCACAGAAAGAUGAGCCAAAAGGAGGGGCAGCAAGGAUGGCAUCGUAUAUUAAGUCUUGUCAAGAAUUAAAUCCUGUAGUCCUGUUUAGUGGGGAUAUACUCAAUCCAUCACUGAUGAGUAUUUUUAUGAAAGGGGACCAGAUGAUACCUAUUGUUAACAGUUUAAAUGUCCAGUGUGCUGUAUUUGGAAAUCAUGACUUUGAUUUUGGAGUAGACCAUCUACAGGAAUUUAUGUCCAAGACAAAGGGUUGUGCCUGGUUAUUAAGUAAUGUGAUAGACAAUUUAUCAGAGAAGCCAUUAGCGAAUGGAAAAACACAGCAUAUUAUAAAAGCACAUGGAAUAAAGAUUGGAUUGAUAGGUUUAGUGGAACAUGAAUGGAUUGAUACAUUAGCAACUUUAGAUCCAGAAGAUGUCACAUUUGAAGAUUACAUAGAAAGAGGGAAUGAACUAACUAGAUCAUUAAAAGAACAGGGAGUAGAUGUAAUAAUAGCUCUAACACACAUGAGAACACCCAAUGACAGAAGAUUAGCAGAGAAUGUAGACGAUAUAGAUUUGAUUCUUGGAGGACAUGAUCAUGAUUAUAGUUUAGAAGUGGUAAAUGGUAAGAAUAUCGUCAAAAGUGGAACAGAUUUUCGGAAUCUGAGUAAAAUAACAUUAACUUUUACCUCUAGUGGUUUGAAAGUAGAUGUAGAAAGAGUAGAUUUAGACUCCAGUAUACCAGAAGAUCCACAGAUACAGAAGAUUGUUGCACAUUUAAAUGAAGAGAUAAGUGAAAAAAUGGAUGAACAUUUGGGUUUUACACAUGUGGAUAUGGAUGGGAGAUUUAAAAUUAUCAGAAAAAUGGAGACAAAUUUAGGGAAUUUUGUUACAGAUAUAAUGUUAGAAAUAUCAAAAGCAGACUGUGCCUUAUUGAACUCAGGGACCUUUAGAUCUGACAGAAUUCAUCCAAAAGGACAAUUUAAGCUGAGGGAUCUAUUAACCAUUCUACCUCUCGUUGACAAUUUAGUUGUUAUUGAAUGUACAGGUGCUGAGGUUGUAGAAGCUUUAGAAAAUGGUGUAUCAAAAUAUCCAGCCUUAGAAGGUAGAUUUCCACAAGUAGCAGGAAUAAAUUAUGGUUUUGAUCCAACAAAGCCUCCGGGGGAGAGAGUUGAUCCAGAGCUGGUACAAAUCCAAAAUCAAUAUAUCCACAUGAAUAAGAAAUACCUACUGUGUACAAAAGAAUACAUAGCAGAUGGGAAAGAUGGAUAUGAGGUGUUCAAAAACUGUCCUGUAGCUAUUGACUCAGAAAAGCUAAUGACAUUGAGUACAGCUGUAAGAAACCACUUUGAGUCAGUACAAAUUUUGCAAGGUGCUAAAAAGUGCAAAUCAGGGCAUAGGCAGAGCUUAAUCAGUCUUGUAAGACGAGAAAGUUUGGUGAAACAAGCUAGUUUAGAAUGGCACAUACCACACCAGCUUGUACGACAGAUGAGUGUUCAUGAUGUAGAAUGUGAGAAAAGUCACCUUUGUCCCAAAGUUGAAGGUCGUAUCUUUAUGUAUGAUGAUCAGAAAAGGGAGAUAAUGAAGAUGACGAAAGUUGAAAUCCCAAUGAGUUUUAGUGAUGAAAUAAUCCCAGAGGAAGAGGAAGAAGAUGGCAAGGAAAAAGACAACGGUGGGGAAGAAAGUAGACCGAAAGUCCAGACAAAGAUAGAAUAUGUUGACAUACACACACUAUGAUCAUGUCUGUGUAUUUAAAAAUAUCAAAUGUUUGUUUAAUCCAAAGGCAUUAACAGUAAGAUUUUAACUUAUGAUAAAGUUUGCCAUUAAUGAAUGAAAAAGACUGUGAAAAAAAUGUUUAAUAUUGAAAAUUACAUUCCAGUUUGAAUUUUCAUAAGUUCUAAUUGUAAUUGUUUCAUUCAUCAAUUUUAAUUCUGUAUACUCCAGAUAUAAUGCAUUUCCAUUUCUGUUUUUUAAUAUUUCAUGUUCUAAAAAUUAAAAAAAGAAUCUCUUUUUCAAGAUGUAUCAAGUAUGUAACUCUUACUAAGUUAAUAAAAUUAUUUUUUAAAUUACUAAAUUCAGUAGAUGUUUACUAAAAACAAAUGUUCAUCAUAAUUAGAAUCAUUUGCAUAAAAUUUGCAUACACCAUUAUGCAUUGCAUUCUUUAUCAAUGCUGGCUAUAUAUAGUGAUGGUGGUAACAGUUUGUAUUUUUUGUGACAUCGAAUGGGCUUCCUGUAUAUGAUUUUUCUGAACCCUGCCGCAUUGUGCCAUAUGCCAUACUUGACUUUUUACUUAUUUUCUGUUUAAAUGUUGUUUAUGAUGUCAAAAAACAUUAUUAGUUAAAAUGACACCAAAUUUCUUGUCCAAUAAAAUUUUCAGUAGUGCCUUAUUUUACUUGUUAUUAACAUUUUAAGUGAUUUUGUUAAUGUUAAAAAAAAAAAAGCUAAUGGCUGGUAAAAGAAGAUUUUAGUAUUAAAUUGUUUAACUCUUUCUUGAUCUAGCACUAGAAAGGAAACAAUUGAUAUUUCUUUUAACUGUUAUUUUAAGUUUAUAAAUUAAAUAGUUUGGAAAUAAAAAUACAGUUAUCAGUUGUUUGGAAAUUAUUCAAAUUUCUUAUUCAAUGACAGAUAAAACAAACUUGUUUUUUUUAGGAGUGGAUAGAAGGGGUCCUGAUCCUGAAAUCCGGGCUUAAAAAAAUGAAAUCCUGAGGUCACAAAUUUAAAGAAUUUCAAAUCCUGAUACCUAAAAUUCAUAAAAAAGAAUCACAGACAUCCCGAAAUGGAUGAAUCUGAAAUUGGAGCUUAAACACACCCGAUCCCAGAGUCUGAUAAAGGUCUUAUCCCCCUCAUUUAUGGAAAGUUCAGAAACUGGUGUAUCUUUUGAAGUACAAUUAAUUUAUAUGAGACACCAGUGCAAAAUAAUGUAACAUAGUUUUUCACCCAUUGGCUGGUUAAGAUUUUUUUUUAUUAUGAUUGGAUAUAACCACACAUAUUACAGAUGUUUCUCAUUCAAAAAAAAUAACUGUAAUAAUGUGAUUGAUACUGCCAAAAUAUCAAAAAAGAGCCUUUGCCUAUCAGAGUCACUGCCCUGUAUUGAAAAUAUGUCAUCAUUUUCCAUCACAGAGUUGUUAUCUGUACCAAUGAUGUAAUGGUCCAAGACCACAAUUAAUUCGUAGUGCAUUUCUUUUAGAACAUAAAUUAAAAUUUAAAAUAUCCCACCUGCGCUUUCUCAAUGAAAUUUUUACAGUGUGUUGUACUACUUUUGGGACAAAUUAUAUCAAAAUUAUAGAAAAUUUUGUGUUUAGGCUGUCUUGAAAUCUUUUGACAGCUUCCGAAGUGCUAAUUUUUAACCUUUUUCAGCUGGACCAAAUCACUACUUCCCUGAAAAAUUCUGGACCCAAAUUUUUUUACAGUGUAAUUUCACCCCCCUACUUACAAUUUGAGGCAUUAAACAUGGAGAAACAAAUUUGGAAGGGGUAUAAAAAUUAAUGGCAAGUAACCCACUGUUAACACUAGGGACUAUAUUGGUGAACAACGAAAAUCAAGGGAUGACAAUUGUGGUCUCGGACCUAAUGCUUUCACUCAUCAUAAUCAUACUGUAAACCUUUUAAAUUUUUUUUCAAAUUAACAAAAUUUUUGUUACCAUACUUAUUGUCAGGGUUAACAUUCAUAUCCAUUAUAGAUGAAAAACAUCCAGAAUGAGGAACUAACCUGUUAAAUUUGUGUAUAAUGCUUCACUUUUUAUUUUUUUUUAAACGUUCCCACAUAGUUGUAUUUAUGAAUAUAUAAAGGUUAGAUACAAAAUAUAUACAUUUAUUCAUAUGAAAUUAAACCUACCAAACCUGACUAUUAAUGUCAAGAUAUCCUUUAUUGCCUUCUUAUUUUUAUAUAUAUUUUUAAAGAUAGUUCCUAGAUAUGGCUAGUGAGGAGAGAAUAUGUUGAAUCAGAUAUGAAACAAUUUGAUAUGGAAGUUGCACAAUAAUUUCUAUUGUGCUUGUUCUGUGUUACAUCCUCAUAACCUUAAAUUCUUUUCAGUAUGCAACACCAGUGAACACAGCCAACCUUUGUUAUUAAUUUGUUUAUUUAACUUGCACACAAGUUAAGAAUUUAAAUAAGUAUUUAAGCCUGUUUUGUUUGUUGAAAUACGUUUGUCUUUAUGUUUUGCACUAUUUGUUUUCUGUCUCAUUAAUAUAUACCCUGCAUUACCUUGUAUUCAUAUGUGAAGGCAAUUAUUUAAUCAGUUAACCAGUAAGCUUUGUUUAUAUGACUUUGCAUAUUAUUAUUAUUUAUUUUUACAUUUUUUAAAUCUGAAUUUUACAUACCAUAUCAUAUUUUUUAUUACCAAAGAUUAAUUGUGUCAGUAUGAACUACAAAGUAUUAAAGGUGCAGACUGUUAAAAAAUAUUUUUUUUGAUAAAAAAAAAUCACCAAAAGUGUUUUCAUGAAGAUUUGCAAUAUUUCUGUGAAUUAGAAAAAUGUUUUACGGGAGUAAUGAAAUGAAAGUCCAUUAAGUUUGGUUUAUAGUAAUAUCAAUAUAAGUUUAAAUAUUUUUUGUGAGAGAUUUUGACAAAAAGGAUUCAACUACUGUAAAUUCAGAAAUUAUUGCGUGCAUUUAUUAUUGCUAUUUUGUAAUUUUAGACUACUAUGGGAUGUAAAUAUUUUGUGAUAUUGAGAAAAAUCCUGUUUAACUCAGAUAAAAUAUUUGAAUAUUGAAAAUAUUGUGUUACAACUCUGUCGCAUAUUUCGCAAUAAUAAAAACCUCGUCAUAAUUUCUGAAUUUACAGUAUCAAAAAUACAUUUAACCAUUGAUAAUACUCAAGCAUGUAUAAACUGUUAUAACCAUGAGUUGCAUUUGCAUUGCAUUUCCAGUUUUAAUUUAUAUUUCACUUUUUAUUACAAAUUUUAAUUCUUGUUAAUUUUUUAUAUUAUUCACAAUGUUAACUAUUAAAAGUUGGAACCAGUUA
Messenger RNA from Mytilus trossulus (common blue mussel), 5207 nucleotides. RefSeq names its product trifunctional nucleotide phosphoesterase protein YfkN-like. Gene Ontology annotation, molecular function: hydrolase activity. The transcript has 14 exons. Gene Ontology annotation, biological process: nucleotide catabolic process. The record is from RefSeq and is a predicted model, not a curated record. Bases 218 to 1984 code for a protein of 588 amino acids. Lineage: Eukaryota; Metazoa; Mollusca; Bivalvia; Mytilida; Mytilidae.